Messenger RNA from Knipowitschia caucasica, 1398 nucleotides. The record is from the annotation of a GenBank genome assembly. Lineage: Eukaryota; Metazoa; Chordata; Actinopteri; Gobiiformes; Gobiidae.
AUGAUCAGCAGAAACUUCAAAAAUGUGCUGGUGGUCUCCAUCGGCUUCCUGUCCCUGUUCACAGCCUAUGGCGGACUGCAGAGUUUGCAGAGCAGUCUGAAUGCAGAGGAGGGCAUGGGCGUGGCCUCUCUGAGUGUCAUCUAUGCCUCCAUCAUCCUGUCGUCCAUGUUUCUGCCGCCCAUCAUGAUCAAGAACCUGGGCUGCAAGUGGACCAUCGUGUUGGGCAUGGGCUGCUACGUCUCCUACUCCUUUGGGAACCUCUACCCUGGAUGGUACACCCUCAUCCCCACCUCUAUAAUCCUGGGCUUGGGCGGCUCCCCCUUGUGGUCUGCAAAGUGCACAUAUCUGACCAUUGUGGGAAACAGGCAGGCGGCCACCGAGGGCAGGAAGGGCGCUGACGUCAUCAACCAAUACUUCGGCAUCUUCUUCUUCAUCUUCCAGUCGUCCGCUGUGUGGGGGAACCUCAUGUCCUCCCUCAUCUUCGGACAGGACACCAACAUAGCGGCCAUCCCUGAGGCGCAGCUGCUGACGUGUGGAGCCGCAGACUGUGGCCUGAACAUCAGCUCCAACGCCACCAGCUUCAGACCAGAGCAGAGGCUGGUGUGGACCCUGGUGGGAUCCUACAUCGGUGUGGGGGUGCUGGCCAUGCUCAUCAUCUCCGUCUUCCUGGACAACAUCGACCAGCAGCAGACCAGUGAGUUCCGUGGUCAGCGAGAGCCGUUCUGUCACACCUUCUUAGCCACGUUCAGACUCCUGAAGGACUGGAGGCUCCUGACCCUCAUCCCCCUCACCAUGUACAGCGGCUUCGAGCAGAGCUUCCUGUCCGGAGAGUAUACCAAGAACUAUGUGACGUGUGCUCUGGGCAUUCACUACGUGGGCUUCAUCAUGAUGUGUUUCGGAGCCUCCAACUCCCUCUGCUCCUUCCUGUUCGGACGCUUGGCUCGCUACACGGGCCGCAGCACUCUGUUCGCCUUAGCUGCUGUGAUAAACUUGGCCUGUAUCAUCGCUCUGCUGCUGUGGAGACCUCACCCUGAUGAGCUGCCGGUGUUCUUUGUGUUUCCUGCUUUAUGGGGGAUGGCUGAUGCGGUUUGGCAAACACAAACCAACGCGCUGUACGGUGUGCUGUUCCCGCGGGACAAGGAGGCGGCCUUUGCCAACUACAGGAUGUGGGAGUCUCUGGGCUUUGUCCUGGCCUUCGCCUACAGCACCUUCAUCUGUCUGGAGUAUAAACUGUACAUACUGCUGGCCAUGCUGCUGCUGACCAUCAUCACGUACCCCAUCGUGGAGUGGAGAGAGCACAAGUCUCCCACUCCCCCCAUCGAACAGGCAAACUACUCUGACCUCCAGAAAGAGCCCAUCAUCCAGGACAAAGGGGUAGUGUCCCAGACGCAGCUAUAG